Oryza sativa Japonica Group (Japanese rice) is the source of this 567-nucleotide messenger RNA. NCBI's taxonomy places the organism in Eukaryota, Viridiplantae, Streptophyta, Magnoliopsida, Poales, Poaceae. The record is from RefSeq and is a predicted model, not a curated record.
AUGCCGCCGCCGCCGGUGCAACAAGCUGAUGAUCAUGCCAUGAACAACGUCGUCGCCGACGCCAGCAUGAACUACUUCUACGGCGGUGGUGCCAUGGUGUUUGGUGGCGGUGCACCCAUGGGGGAGACGGUGGAGCAGGCAGCUCCGCCGGUGCCAGCGCCGGUGGCGGUGGCGCCGGUGUUUCUGAGGGGGCUGCGUGUGUACGGCCGUGGUGAGUGGAAGAGCAUCUCCAUGAACUUCGUCAGAAGCAAGACGCCGGUGCAGGUGUCCAGCCACGCCCAGAAGUACUUCCGCCGCGUGGAGAGCGCCGCCGCCGACAAGCAGCGCUACAGCAUCAACGACGUCGGCCUCAACGACGACACCGCCGCCAUGGACGGCACCAACAGCUACAGCAACAAUAACUUCGGUGGCUGGCAGAGUCUCAUUCAGCAGCAGUUCAUGCAGAUGCAGGCGCAGACGCAGCAGGCGUGGAAUGAUCAGCAUAUGAUGAUGGCUGCUGCUCCAAUGGAGGGAGCAACUGAUACUAACUUUGAGCCUGCAGAACAACAACAUGUUCUGAACUUCUGA